Messenger RNA from Ixodes scapularis (black-legged tick), 1742 nucleotides. RefSeq names its product tudor and KH domain-containing protein. Bases 137 to 1495 code for a protein of 452 amino acids. The transcript has 4 exons. The record is from RefSeq and is a predicted model, not a curated record. NCBI's taxonomy places the organism in Eukaryota, Metazoa, Arthropoda, Arachnida, Ixodida, Ixodidae. Gene Ontology annotation, molecular function: RNA binding. Gene Ontology annotation, biological process: spermatogenesis.
UUCCAAUCCAAUCCAGAUCAAUCCGAGGGAAGCUGGGGCGCUGAAAGAGCAUUGGAAUCAUUAGAACGAUUGGAGGUUUGGAAGCUUGGGAGUUUGGGUAGCAUGUACAGUGAUCAACCGAGUAAACUGAAAUAAGAUGGAUUCUAAAUUUAAAACGAUUGCGUUAUGGGCUGGUUUAGGCGCAGGUGUAACCUUGUCGUCUAUUCUGCUUUACCUGCUUCUUAAACAAGAAGAAGAGUACGAGGUAAAGAGGCAGAAGGUAGAAACAACGAAGCACACCGUCGUUCGUGUGACGGUCCCCAAAGCUGUUGUCGGAGGUGUCAUUGGACGUCAAGGGGCAAACAUCAAGCAAAUCCAAGAGAAGACCAACACGAAGAUUAAUUUCGACAGCCCAGGCAAUGGCGAGGAGUGCGACCGCUUUGCCGUGAUCCGAGGAACGCCGUGCGGAGUCCGAGAGGCGGAGGAGCUCUUGAACGCCUGCAUCGAAGAGCAGUCGAACGUCAUCACCGAGACCGUCUUCGUCCCUAGCAGGGCCUGUGGUCGCAUCAUCGGGAGGAAUGGAGAGAGCAUUCGCCAAAUGUGCCGCAUGUCAUCUGCCAAGAUCCUGGUGGACCGUUCGGGAGACGAGCGCGACCCCAACACUCUCAAGUGCAUCACCAUCACGGGCACCAAGGACCAGAUCCGCACGGCCGUCAUCAUGAUCGACGAGAAGCUGGCCGAGGAAGAGGCCUUCCAGCAGAAAAUGGCCCUCUCCUCGGUCGGGCGCGCAUCCCUCUACCGUGGCCGCCCGCUGGCAAUCAGGCCCAACGUCUCCUCGUCAAAGGAGAGCAAGGAGGCACCGUACCAACAGGAGGAGCUGGUGGCAACCUCCCAGGACGGUUUCAUCGAGGUCUUCAUCUCCACCCUGGAGAGUCCGUCUUCCUUCUGGGUCCAGCUGGUCGGCACCCAGUCGACCACACUUGACAAGCUGGUCACGGAUAUGACCAACUUUUACGGGCAAGAGGCGAAUCGGGACUCCCACCCGGUAGCCUCACCCUCGGUUGGAGAUGUCCUCGCAUCACGCUUCGUCCAAGACGACUCCUGGUACCGAGCCCGCGUCAUCGCCGUCAAAAAGAGCGACUACUCCGCCGACGAAACCGAGGUCAAGAUUCACUAUGUUGACUUUGGCGAGACCGGCAAGUUCAAGGUGAAAGAACUUUGCACCCUUGCUGAGGAGUAUCGCUUGCUCCCGUUCCAAGCCAUCGAAUGCUCUCUGAGUGGUGUCCAGCCGAAGGAUGGGACCAAAUGGAAAGACGAAGCGAUCGACCUGUUUGAAUUGCUCACUCACGCAGCCAAGUGGAAAGUGAUGAUGGCCAAAGUAGUGGGUCGCAGCAAGAGAGAGGACGGCGGGCCGGGUUUUAUGUACCAGCUGGAGCUCAUGGACACAAACGGUUCGGAAGACAUAAACGUUGCGAAAGAGUUGCUCAGACAGGGGUUCGCUGUCCCGGCCAUGUAAUUUAACGGUAAUCGUGUUAGGAGACCCGACUAGUACUUUUUUCGUUGCGAGCGUCGCAGCCUUGUUUCUGAACUUUAAGCUUGGUGCGUUGGUGUUUAAUAGUGGCAUUUAUUUGGUUCUUGGGAGCUGUUGGUCUUCCUCUUCUGUAAAUUAUAUGAGCCUAUUUGCUGAGUGAAAACCCACAGAAUUUGUUGUGUAUAUUGUUCACUAGUGAUACUUUGCAGCAAUAAAACAAUGUGUGUUAGCA